AUGUACACUAAGGUCAUCGUAUUCCUGUGCGCCGCUGGCAUCGCGUCGGCUGGCAACCUCCUCCACGCUGCUCCUGUGGCGUACAGCGCGGCGCCCUCCGUCUCCCACGUGUCGUACACCUCACACGCCGCGCCCGUCGCCACCUACGCCGCACCCGCUUACUCUACAUACGCCGCUCCAGCGAUCUCUGCCUACCACACUUCUCCCGUUGUGACUAAAACCCUGUCCCCCGCCCUGUCCUACUCUUCCGUAGCCCAUUCCGCCCCAUUGACCUACGCAGCCGCCGCCCCCGCCUACUCUACUUACUCUGCUGUGCCUGUCAAGACCGCCGUGACAUACUCGGCUGCGCCCGCGGUGGUCACACGUAACUUACACUGGUCUUGGUGUGAACUACGGAUGGUAGGAGAAGCAUUG
Molecule: messenger RNA, 414 nt
Organism: Iphiclides podalirius (scarce swallowtail)
Lineage: Eukaryota; Metazoa; Arthropoda; Insecta; Lepidoptera; Papilionidae
Source: the annotation of a GenBank genome assembly